Messenger RNA from Penicillium salamii, 918 nucleotides. The record is from the annotation of a GenBank genome assembly. Lineage: Eukaryota; Fungi; Ascomycota; Eurotiomycetes; Eurotiales; Aspergillaceae.
AUGAGCGACCAAAGUCAAGAUGGCGGGUUCACAUUCGCACUGUACCGCUACACGCCUUCUAUUCCCGCGGCAGUUGUCUUUACCAUUCUAUUCUUCAUAGUAGCAGUCGUCCAGUUGUUCCUGAUUAUAAGGCAUCGCACAUGGUUCUUCGUGCCCUUUUUCGUGGGUCUUCUACUCGAAUUCGCGGGAUACAUCGCCCGUAUAUUCUCACACUUUGAUACCAUGGCCCUCGGCCCGUAUAUUGUACAAACUAUGUUGAUCCUGGUCGCACCGCCGCUGUUCGCCGCUUCGAUUUACAUGACACUUGGACGAAUCAUUGUGAAAUUGGAUGCCGAGGAAUUUUCCAUGGUGCCGGUUCGGUUCUUGACAAAGAUAUUUGUGGUGGGAGACGUUGUCUCAUUUUUGUUACAAGUUGCAGGUGGCGGAUAUAUGGCGGCUGGAACAUUGACUGCGAUGGAUGUUGGUGCGAAUAUCGUUAUCGGUGGUCUCGCAGUCCAACUUCUCUUCUUUGGCUUCUUUGUCAUCGUGGCUGCUAUUUUCCAUUGGCGUGUGAAAAAGAACGAGCAGCAUUGCCGCGCCAUGUCGUAUUGUAACGAAUCGACUGCAAGCUCAUUCCCUGUCGAGACAAAGCUGACUUGGGAAAGUCUGAUGUGGGGUCUCUACAUUGCGUGUCUACUGAUUCUCGUGCGAUCCAUAUUCCGAGUGGUUGAGUUUGUCGAGGGCAACGAUGGGUUCAUCAUGCGCAAGGAAUACCUCCUCUAUAUCUUUGAUGCUUGUCUCAUGACCCUGACAGGAAUUGUGCUGAGUGUAGUAUUCCCCGGCUUCCUAUUAAAGGAUGACAAACCUGAGAGACCAAGUAUGGUUCAGUUGGUAACAAGUGGGGAAGAGUCUUCUCGGUUGAAGACGGACAGUGUUUGA